Molecule: messenger RNA, 1081 nt
Organism: Diaporthe batatas
Lineage: Eukaryota; Fungi; Ascomycota; Sordariomycetes; Diaporthales; Diaporthaceae
Exons: 2
Coding region: 443-853 (136 amino acids)
Source: RefSeq, a predicted model, not a curated record
UCCCACCUUCACAGCAUUGCCUCCUUUUUGGUGACCGUUCGGCGAGGUGACCGAGACGACUUAGGCUCCAGUCACUGUUGCCUGCCUUUUAAGGGUGUGACUGGCCCCCAAGGAGGUCACCGCCACAAAAGCGAGUGUGAUUAGCACUUGGAUGCUUAUCUCACACCAACCGACCGCGUCGCGGGUACGGGGAGUCCUUCCAGGCUUCGCGUGGGUGACUUCAGUACAGCUCCGAUAACAACAAUCGCCUCUACCAGGGGAGCGACGACGACACAUAUAAGCCUGCGAGCCCCGAGGCCUGGGUUUAGAGGAGAUAUCUCCUCAUCAUAAGCACCAUCAUCAUCCAUCAUCAUUUCAACAGGUCAGAGGCACCCGCAACGCUCUCAGUAACUCCAACAAACCACCAACACACCACAGAUACUACUCCUCUCACAUCACAUAAAUGCACUUCACAACUCUUCUCACCAUCCUAACUUUUAGCGCCAUGGGUAUACAACCUGGCGCUUCUCAUGGUGAGUUGUAUAUCUUUGGCGAUCGCAAUAUAACUUCAACUAAGCCAGGCUAUAUAGGCGUCAUCCUUUCAACUGGCGGAGAUGACUGUUACAUGCCAUGCGACGAACAAGGUGUUUGGAUUGGUCCUCGCGGCGACGCCUCGGGAAAUGACGAGGAUUCUGCCGUUGCGCUCAAGCGGUUCGAAGAUGAGCUGGCCGAGUUCCAGAGACUAGGCGAAGAGAGGUGGCCUGCCGCCAACAACGAAGCUCAAGUCAAGGUCGAGGCCGUCCAAGCUCGUGGCCCAAAAGCUAGAACGGCAAAGGCUGCGAGACGUGCUGAGCGGCGGGCCCGAGCCACUUGAACUUUGUGAAGCUGGGACGUCAUUGGGUUUUGUGCUGACGAAAGGGAGACAGGCUGUGCCAGUCCAGGGUGCCGUGGGGCAGGUCAUCUUGCGGAGUAGCUCGACUUCUGUUCCAAGGUUGUUGUUUUUGGAUUUGUCUUGAUACCCUAGGCGAAACCUCAAGGGUGAUUUUAUCUUCCUGUUGGAGAAUACAAACGUUCCAGCAAUAACAUUUGUUUCAACGUUGGA